AUGCGGGCCUCGUGGUGGAUCGGAGUUUGCGUACUCUUCGCCCCGUCGGUCAUCGCGACUGAGACGGCACCAUUCGCAGAACCGCACAUUAUUGAAUCCAAUAAGCGCGCCUUUGAAGUGCUCCAGAUUCUCAAGCGAGCGGACAACAACUGCCCCUGGGGAUAUAAUCCGUGCACCAGCCUGGGUAAUUCCAACGUCUGUUGCCGACCAGACACCAGUUGCUCCCGCGAUGCCGCCGACAACAUCGCCUGUUGCCCCACGGGCGCAGUCUGUACAGGCAGUCUCACGGGACCAUCUACAGCCACCGAGACGGGCACCAGCUUCAUGUUUCCACACGGCGCGACCGCGACGACGACAUCCAGCACGAUUGACCCGAACGGCGCCUCCAUCACCGGCUCAGUCAUCCCUGGGGCCUAUCCCUUUGUCUACGUGCCGACUACGUUUCCCAACUCGGCGGUCUGCUCUUCGUACUACUCUCUCUGUCAAUCGGAGUAUACUCAAUGCACUGCGAACCUCCUGGGCCGCUACGGAGUGACGGUCGGUGGAGUGGGCGGAGCUGGUGUGACGGUGCAAGCCGUGACGGCGACGUCGCAGGCUACGUCCAUCUGUUCGAGUCUCAGUCAACAAGCUUGCCAUGGCCUCCAGUUGAAUUACUGUGCCAGCGUGGCAACGGGCGCCGCCUCCGAGCCCAGCGGAAAUGGAGCACUGUCGACACAGUCAACAAGCCUGUACGACCUGAUGGCGGGUGUCAUGGUCGGCAUAGCCGCUGUGUUUAUUUGA
Penicillium oxalicum is the source of this 780-nucleotide messenger RNA. RefSeq lists its product as uncharacterized. The coding region runs from base 1 to 780 and encodes 259 amino acids. The record is from RefSeq and is a predicted model, not a curated record. NCBI's taxonomy places the organism in Eukaryota, Fungi, Ascomycota, Eurotiomycetes, Eurotiales, Aspergillaceae. The transcript has a single exon.